AUGGCCUCAGAAAAUAUUGCAUUUAGAGUAUCUUCAGACAGAAUAUUCACCGAAAAUAAUGGUAAAUUUUUUAAAAUUGUUGAGUUGUUUUCAAAGUUUGAUCCGGUGUUAAAUAAACAUGUUAAACGAGCAGUAGAAUAUCCAAAAAAGCCUCAUUACUUGGGAAAAAAUAUCCAGCAAAAAAUUAUUUUAUUGAUUGCUAAAGCUACAAAGGAUAAUAUUUUGGAAAUGGUAAAAAAUGCAAUGUAUUUUUCCGUUAUUGUAGACUGUACACCCGAUCCCAGCCAUAAAGAACAAAUGUCAAUUGUUCUGCGUUUCGUUCACAUAACAAAAUCAACCAAAGGUAGUAAUGCUAGUGUGGAAGUUAAAGAAAGUUUUUUGAAACUUAUUAACAUUUUGGAUUCAAUCGGAGCGAAGAUGACCGAAGAAAUAUUAACUUUUUUGACACAAAAUGGCUUAUCAAUUCUGAAUCUUCGUGGUCAAGGCUACGAUAAUGGAGCCAAUAUGAGUGGAAAAAUAAACGGUGUUCAGGCUUACAUUAUAAACAUAAAUCCAAGGGCUUUCUUCAUUGCAUGUAUGUUUUUAGAAAAAGAAGAAACAAGUGCAAAAAGAUCUGAGAAUGAACAGUAUACGACUGCAAACACAUGA
This is a messenger RNA of Hydra vulgaris (swiftwater hydra), 648 nucleotides long. Lineage: Eukaryota; Metazoa; Cnidaria; Hydrozoa; Anthoathecata; Hydridae. The record is from RefSeq and is a predicted model, not a curated record.